AUGCAUCACACACCUCAUGUGGAUCUAGCUUUCAACAGCGUAGACCACAUCAUGAAAGAUGUUGAAAGAGCUUGGUUGCUCCAUUAUAUGCUUGCUAAUGGGACAGUAAGCGCCAGUCUUCUUCAUCUGGCCGCAUUGCUUCAAUAUGGACCAAAUAAUAUGUUGGGUGUACAUUCAGAGAUGGAUGAAAUUGCUUCUUACCCUUAUUUUUAUAACUCCAGUACGAUAAUGAAAAAGCCCCCUGGGUUCAGUUUCCCUUCUUAUCGGAAAUCCAGUGAAGUAGCUCUUGCAGCCCUUUCUUAUCAAAUUUAUGGGUCUGCCCCCCCUCGGCCAGACAUUCUUGAUGUGAGUAAGUAA
This is a messenger RNA of Ilex paraguariensis (yerba mate), 357 nucleotides long. Lineage: Eukaryota; Viridiplantae; Streptophyta; Magnoliopsida; Aquifoliales; Aquifoliaceae. The record is from the annotation of a GenBank genome assembly.